Dunckerocampus dactyliophorus (ringed pipefish) is the source of this 2780-nucleotide messenger RNA. RefSeq names its product solute carrier family 9 member 2 (gene slc9a2). Gene Ontology annotation, cellular component: membrane. The record is from RefSeq and is a predicted model, not a curated record. Gene Ontology annotation, molecular function: sodium:proton antiporter activity. The transcript is spliced from 12 exons. Lineage: Eukaryota; Metazoa; Chordata; Actinopteri; Syngnathiformes; Syngnathidae. Bases 185 to 2575 code for a protein of 796 amino acids. Gene Ontology annotation, biological process: regulation of pH; proton transmembrane transport; sodium ion transport.
UGUGUUCCUGGCAAGUAGCGGUAACUUUUAGAUCAACUCUUAUCCUAAAAGAACAUGUUGCCAUCACUUUUGGGUGUUUCAGCGGAGACAAAGAUUAAGAAAAGUAAAUGACAUCACGCGUAUAAAAAGUAAUUUAUCAUUUUCAUUUCACGUUGGAUUAGUGUUAUUAUUGUCAUCCCCUACAAUGGAUUUUAAACUUUGCAAACAGACGGACUUUUUAAUCGUCAUAUGCACCGCUUUAUGUCUCCUCCAUGCCUGUGGAGGAGAGAUCCCACCCAGACCCACUGGUGGUGUCACGGUGCUUCCCCCGGUCAACCCCGAUGGGCCACAAGCCUACCCGGAGCCCGAAAAGGACAAUUUACCCGUUUUUACUAUGGACUAUCCGAGAAUACAAAUACCCUUUGAGGUCACUCUGUGGGUGCUGCUGGCCUCUUUUGCGAAGAUUGGCUUUCACGUGUACAACAAAAUAACCAUCUGGGUGCCUGAGUCGUGCCUCCUGAUCAGCAUUGGCCUCAUCGUGGGCGCCAUCAUGCACUCAGUCAACGAGGAGCCCCCUGCUGUGCUCACCAGCAACGUCUUUUUUCUGUACAUGCUUCCCCCGAUUGUCCUGGACUCAGGCUACUUCAUGCCCACCCGGCCUUUCUUUGAAAACAUUGGCACGGUGUUGUGGUUCGCCGUGGUGGGCACCUUGUGGAACAGCAUCGGCAUCGGUAUGUCGCUCUUCGCCAUAUGCCAGAUCGAGGCAUUUGGAGUACAGGACAUCAACCUCCAGGAGAACUUGCUUUUUGCCGCCAUCAUCUCGGCCGUGGACCCCGUGGCGGUGCUGAGCGUGUUUGAGGAUGUGUCGGUCAACGAGCAGCUGUACAUCGUGGUGUUUGGAGAGUGUCUCUUCAACGACGCCGUCACUGUCGUGUUGUACAACAUGUUCAACUUUGUGGCAGAUAUGCCAGUGGUGGAGCCGGUGGACGUCUUCCUGGGCGUUGCCCGCUUCUUCAUAGUGGGCCUGGGCGGGAUGGGCUUUGGUGUCCUCUUCGGCUUCGUGGCGGCUUUCACCACCAGGUUCACCUCCAAGGUGCGGGAAAUCGAGCCGCUCUUCAUCUUCAUGUACAGCUACCUGGCCUACCUGGUGGCUGAGCUCUUCGCCAUCUCGUCCAUCAUGGCUAUCGUGACAUGCGCCCUCACCAUGAAGUACUACGUGGAGGAGAACGUGUCGCAGCGCUCGUGCACUACCAUCCGCCACGUGGUGAAGAUGCUGGGCUCCAUCUCGGAAACGCUCAUCUUCUUCUUCCUGGGCAUGGUCGCCAUAACGACAGAGCACGAGUGGAACUGGGGCUACAUCCUGUUCACGCUGCUCUUUGCCUUCCUGUGGAGAGGCCUCGGUGUCCUGGUGCUGACACAAAUCAUUAACCCCUUCCGCACCAUUCCCUUCAACCUGAAGGAUCAGUUUGGCCUGGCCUACGGUGGCCUGCGAGGUGCGAUUUCAUUCGCCCUGGCCUUUACUCUGCCCGAUAACAUCGGUCGCAAGAAGCUCUUCGUCACCGCCACCAUCGCCAUCAUCAUCUUCACUGUCUUUCUCCAGGGCAUCAGCAUCCGGCCUCUGAUCGAGUUUAUCAAUGUGCGCAGAACCAACCGCAAUCUGGAGACCAUCAAUGUUGAAAUCCACUGCAGGCUCAUGGAGCACACCAUCGCUGGCAUUGAGGACCUCUGUGGACAGUGGAGUCAUUUCUACUGGAAGGACAAGUUCAUGAAGUUCAACAAUCGCAUCAUGCGUCGUAUCCUCAUCCGAGACAACCGGGCAGAGUCCAGCAUCGUGGCGCUGUACAAGAAGCUGGAGCUGCAGAACGCCAUGGAGAUUCUGGACACGGUGUCUGGCGACAUCAGCGCUGCACCGUCCAUCGGCUCCCUGCAUGAGGAGAAGAAAGGCCCUGUUAAACCUAAGAAGAGGUUCUUGGCUGCCGACCUGAGGAGCAUGCACGACAUUCUGGCCAAGAACAUGUACAAGAUCAGGCAGCGGACUGUCUCAUACACAAGCAAGCACGCGCUGCCCAAUGACAGCCGCACCAAAGAGAUUCUCAUCAGACGUCACUCCAGCAUCCGACGCAGCCUCCGCCCCGGAAGCUUCCAGACCACGGUAGCGCCCAAAUCUCACAAGUACUUCUCACUUCCUGCUGGGAGGAGCCUAGACACCAGCCUGCCACCUGGGAGAUGGAGCUACACAGAUGAGACCAUGUCAGAGGUGUCCUUUCCCGCCAGACGCUCUCGGUUCACACCGCCCACACACUCCUCAUCUACGGCCGCGGUUCCUCUGCGCAGGCUGGACACCCUGGAGGAGGUACCCUCUGUGGACAUCCUGGAUGAAAGACAGACGCGGAGAAGCGCACAGGACCGUGUCUUACCCAGAAGCCAUUCCUCGUCCAGCGAACCACGCCUACAUGCUCCUCGCCGCCUGCCCGACCCCUCUGAAAAUGACGACAACAGCUCCUCUGCACCGCCGAGCUGGGCUGCAGAACCUCGAGACAACACGUCACGAAACCCUCUGCUCAGGAGACCUCAGUGGAACGUGAAGAAGACAUAAAGACUAGACUUGUUGUGAGCCACAUGAAGACUGAUGGUCUAAUCAAUUUCAGAUCAAUAUCUUGAUCAGCCGCUAGGAUUUUUAUCAUGUCAACUUUUCUAUUGUCACUCUUUGUUCUUUAUACAAGUAAACAAUGUUUUUAAUUCAAGCAGGAACCCUCUCUCUCUCUUUUUUUUUUUUGUUAAUCGUAUCACACAUUGCCAGG